Messenger RNA from Doryrhamphus excisus (bluestripe pipefish), 1609 nucleotides. RefSeq names its product gastrotropin-like. Gene Ontology annotation, molecular function: lipid binding. Lineage: Eukaryota; Metazoa; Chordata; Actinopteri; Syngnathiformes; Syngnathidae. The record is from RefSeq and is a predicted model, not a curated record.
UCCCACCAACGCCUUCCCUUUUCCUUCUUUCGCCAUGAUGUCCUUCGCUGGCAAGUAUGAGCUGGAGAGCCAAGAGAACUAUGAACAGUUUCUUGAAGCAGUCGGACAUCUCCAUGCUAAGACUGACCUGAAAGUGCAGACGGAAGUACAUCAGGAAGGGAAGGACUUCACGUGGACUCAAAGCCUCCCAGGCUGGACCUGGUCUAAUAAGUUCACCAUUGGGCAGGAGUGUGAGCUGGUGACAAUGACAGGCUCCAAAUUCAAGGCUCCCGUCAUUAUGGAAAAUGGGAAGAUUUCUGUACAAUUCCCACAAUACAACUUCACAGCUGAGAUGGUGCACGAUAAGCUAGUGAUGAUUUGUAUCACUCCAGGGGAGAAGGGAGUGACUUUCACAAGAGUUAGCAAGAGGAUUUGACGCUGCAAGACCCAACAUGCUUGAAAGAAAAUUGCAGUAGAAAGAUGGAAAGUCAGAAGAAGGCAAAUAACACAUUUUGAGCAUGAACAUGUUAUUUUUUUAAAUAUAUUUUUCCAACUUUCUUCUUAAAAUAAUCAUUUAUUUUUUUUUAAAUACAUUUUAAUUUCAUAAUAUUAUUACUUUCUUUCCAACAUUAUUCUAACUUUUACCUCAAACUAUCUUUCAAAAAAUUAAAAAAAAUUGUUUCUAAUUUAUCAUUUCAUUAGCAUAAAGUUGAACUAUUUAAAAAUAGUAAUUUUUUUGAAGUGUUAAUAUGAUAAGCGAACAAUUGCCCACGGCUUGAACCGCCACAGCUAAUAAAGCUGGGGGACGCAAUUACUGCGUCAAACACUAGAGGGCGGUAUUGUGUCAACAUAAAUUACAUACAGAUAGCUAGUGAGGGGAUAAUGUUAUAUUUUUCAGGUCCAAUUAUUCUGGCCAUAGAUAUUAAUUUUACCUCACACUCUUUGGAGCGACUCACAAUCUUUCUAAAAAAUUACUACUUGAUUUUGUUUUGUUCAUUUUUAGUAGCAUAAAGUUGAACUACUAAAAAAAAAUCGUAAGAUACAACUGCCAGUGGGUGUCGCUAUUACUCUGUUAAACACUAGAGGGCGGUAUUGUGCCAGGAGUCCUAUUAAAUACAACCCAUGCAGAUGGAUACAAAAACAGUGUUUGAAUGCUUGUUUAUUAGGUUAAUCAAGGUGCAAUUUGCAAGACUUUUUGUUUUUAGAUGUCUUCUCUCUUGCUAACCAUCUUGUUGGUAAUUCCACCGAGGCUAUUAAUCUGGGGUGGGGAGAAAAAAAAAAAAAGAUUCAAAUUAAAUCACCUAAAAUAGAUGACUGAAUGUGAGCAUGCUCACCUCAACAAGCUUGCCACCAACUAUUUCUGCGGUGUAAACAUAUUUAGGGAACUGGAUCCUGAGUUUAUUUCCAUCCAUAGUGACAGUGGUCUAAAAUGGGAAUACAGAACAAGCAGUAGAAAGGAAAUGUCUAUUUCAAAAUAAAGUUUUUACCUUGAAUGUUGUGCCAUCCAUAUCUUCCAGUUCAACCUCCCUGCCAAACAUGAAUGUGUUGGUCCACACAUCAGAGCCCAUGAACUUGGCAAUUCUGAAGUAAGGGCCCUGAUACAUGUCAGUCACAAAGUCUUCAUUGUCAA